AUGGAACUCUUCUAUAUAUCUAUAAUUUUGCUAAUGAUGUGUUUAUCUAAUUACAAUCAAGUAAGUUCAUAAAUCAUUUAUGAUAAAUUAACAUAUUAUUUAGACACAUCAACAUCUGCCUAAAAUAUAACUUGCUAAAGUCUUACAAAAGUUUACUAGUCUUCAACAAUUGGUUCACCAAGAGUUAUGUAAUUCAAAAUCAACACUAAUUAUGGUUACACAAACUUAUUCUAUAUAUUUGAGUUACACUUUCUAACAUAAUAAAUGUCAAACAUUAUUUUUUAGGAAAGUGGAGUAACUGUUUAUACAUUUGAAGCAAAUUUAAUUUAUUAAAUGUCAACCAGUUUUUGCUCUAAAACUAGUUUUGUUUAAUAUUUUUAAUUUACUUCUGUCACUAAUAUGAAUGAAUAAUAAGCAACACUUUUAAUUACCUCAAAUAGUGAAUCUACAUUUUUUAUUAAAAAUUUAAAUAUAUAUGCAGAAAGAUGCUAGCCUUAUUGCAAAAUAUGUAUUGAAUCCUAAAAUUGUUAAGAAUGCAUGCCUGAUUAUGAAUUUAAUACUUUUGGAUUCUGUUAAUGUAAAUAUUAAUUUCUAACUAACUUCUAAGGAUAAUGUAUAACCUAAUGUCCUAUUAAUCAUAUUUUCAAUGGUUAUACUUGUGAGAAAUAUAAUCAAUUAAUAAAUUUACUAUACGAUGACACAGCAUCAAAAUUUACAAUGAUACCUGACUAUAAUACAACUUAAAGAUUAAGUAAAACAACUUUAGAAGGAAAAUAAGUAGCAGGUCUUUUUAUUCAGAAUGAAGCAGUGGAAUAUUAAAUCAAUUUAUCUUCAGAAACAGGAUACAAUAUUAUAUUGUUAGCAGAUAUGUAUCUUUUAAAUUUUCCAUCAAUCUCUAUCAAUUUUUAACUAUCCAUUAAAUAUAAUAAUAUUAUAAUAGGUUAGAUUUUUAUAAGUUUAAAAAAUGAAAUAAAUUAAAUAUAAGUUAUAGGAGCUAUAAAAUAAAAAUAAUGCAAUAUAAAAGGAUUUACUACAUGUUUAAAGUUUACUAUAGGAAAAUAUAUAUAAAAUAUUAAAGAUCUCUCUUUAUUAUAAUUGUAAAUGAACAUACCGUUAGAAAGAUAAGAAAUUUCUUGGGCAAUUUCAUAAAUUUAAGUUUCUGGGAUAACACUUCCUCCAAUUAAUUGUCCAUUAAAAAAAUUUGAAAAUGAAUGUUUUGAUGAAUGCCCAAUAACUUCAAGAGCAUAAGGAGAUGAAUGUAUUAGUAUACUUAAUGAUUAUAAAUUUACCUAAGUAUUAAGAAUUUCAUACACUGAUCGAUUUUCAUUAAAGUAAAAUACUCAAAUUAAUUAUAUUUGUGAUUUAUGGGAAGGACUUCAUUUUGUUGAUUGUGUUUUUUAUUAAAAACGAUAUUUAUUCGGGGGUUAUAAUAUUUGGCAAAAUGAAUAAAUAAAAUUAGUAGUUACUACAAUUAAACCACAUUAUAAAGUGAAAUUAUUAUUUAAAUUGAUUAUAAUAGACCCUGUGGAUAGUAAUUAAAGCUUAAUAGUAGGGAUUGAGGAUACUGUAUUUGUUUUGAAUAAGAAUUCUCCAAAUUCAUAUUGUUUCAGUAGUGUAGCUACAAGUGAUUGCAUAAUUUAGGAAGAUCUUGGUUAAACAAAUGCUGAUUAUUUAAUAAACUUUGAUUAAGAAUUUGAUCAUUCAAAAACCUAAUUAGAGAUAUUUUUAAAUUGUAAUAUACAAUAAAAUAGUAAUAGUUAUUGUGCAAUAUAUGAUUUAAUAAUUCUUUAAGCAAAUUGUCCUGAUAAUUGUUAAUUUUGUUUAUCAGAUUCUAAUUGUUUGUAGAAUGGUUAAAUUAUUCCAGUUUUAUAUGAUUGCUUAAAAGAUGGUUAUUAUUAUUCUGAAGGAUCCUGUUAAUAAUGUUAAAAUUCUUGUAAAACAUGUAAAAAUUAGAGUUCAUGUACUAGUUGUAAGGAUUCAUAUUUUUAAUUUGGAAAUUUAUGUAUUUGUAAAAUGAAUUAGGUGAGUGCUGAAAUAUCAGAUUGUUAAGAUAACAAUUGUCAUUCAUCUUGUUCAAAAUGCUAGAAUUAAAUAAGUCAAAAUUAUGUUCGUACAGUUUCUUACAUGAAUUCCUUUUGCUCAUCUUGUGAUAGAAAUGAACAUAAAAUCUUUAAUACUAAUAUAUGUGAAUGUUUUUUAGGGUACUAUAUGGAAAAAACAAUUAAUCCAAACACUUGUUAACUAUGUAAUUCAAAAUGUAAAACUUGUUCAGAUGCAACAACUUGUAUAACUUGUUAUCCUGAAUAAAAUAGAAUAUAUAAUGACUAUUAAUGUUAAUGCAAAGAAGGGUAUUUUGACAAUGAAUAUGAUUCAAGUUGCAUAAAAUGCAUAACUCUUUGCAAAUCUUGCCUAUAUAAAUAGAAUCAUUGUAUUGAUUGUCAUCCUGAAUAAUAUAGAAUAUUAUCAAAAGAGAAUAAGUGUAUCUGUCAAAAUGGAUAUUAUGAUAAUUAAAACGAUGUUUGUUUAAGUAAUUAAUAAUAUAAAUUUAGAAUGUAAUGAUAAUUGUUAUAGUUGUACAAAUUAUUAUACUUGCACAUCAUGUAAUGAAUUUGAUUUUAGAAAAUUAGAUGUCUUAAAUAAAAUAUGUAUAUGUUAAUUAGGGUAUUAUGAUAAUAAUGAAUAAACUUGUCUACCAUGUUAUUAUACAUGUAGUAAAUGUAAUAAUUAAAAUUUACCAUCCUAAUGCACUCUUUGUCCUAAAACAAGAUAAAAAUCAUCAAAUAAUCUUGAUACUUUUGAAUGUUAAUGUAGAAAAGGAUAUUUUGAUGAUGGGUAUUUAGAAUGUUUGCCAUGUAUUAAUUUAAUCAAUCCUCCUAUUUCACAUUAUUGUUAUUCUUUUUGUGGAGAUCUUAUUGUUUAAUGGAAUGAAGAAUGCGAUGAUGGUAAUUUAGAUUAACGAGAUGGAUGUAAUCAAUGUUUUCUUUAAAAUAACAACUGCAAAGAAAAUGUUUGUUUAAAAUGUUAAUAUAAUAAAUGUCUUUAAUGUAUUGAUGGAUAUUAUUUAAAUAAUGAUUAUGCAUGUAUUUAAUGUUCAUAUGAAUGUUAAACAUGUGAAACACGAUAAAAUAAUUGUACAUCAUGUAAAUUUCAUUAUUCUAACUCUAAUAAAUGCUUAAUUUGUAAUCAAGAUUAAGGAUUUUUUUAAAUUGAUAAUUAAUGUUUUAGUAUCUGUGGUGAUGGAAUUAAAACAUUUUAAGAAUUUUGUGAUGAUGGUAAUUAGUUAAAUGGUGAUGGUUGUGAUUAAAAUUGUAACAUAGAAGUUGGUUAUGUUUGUAAUACUUAAUGUUAAUAAAUUAAUUAUCUAUAAAUAUUACUAAAAGAAUAUUAAUUUCACACUAUUUAUGAUUCAAAAAGAAUUAUUUAAUUAAAAUUCAAUCAGGAUGUUAAAAUUACUACUAAUAGUUCAAUAACAAAUUUAAUCCAAGUUAUUUCAACUACUGCAAAUCUCAAUAUGACUCUUAUUAGCAUUUCUGACAAUUCAGAAGUCAAAAAUGACUAUAUUAAUACUGCUUUAGAUUUAAAUAUAUAAUUAGAAUCAUCUGCACUAUCUCCAACUCUUAAAGUUAUAAUAUAAAAUUAUACUUACAUAACUAAUUAAUAAGGUUGCUCCUUUCAAUUUAAUAAUGCUACCAUUUAAUUAAUUGAGUAUAUUUAAUAAGAUAAAUUUGUAAUUUAGAAUACUCAAAAUUUAACUUAAAUAAGUUCCUAUUUCCUAUAUAUAUUACUAGGAUUAGUGAUUUUAGCUUUUGUUUUCGGAGGAUUAGAUAUAUUUUGGAAUCUCUUGGAUACUUUACAAUUUAUUUGUUAUCUAAAAUAUUUUAAUAUCACUUACCCUUAUAAUCUUUAGUAUUAUUUUACAAUUUUUGGAUUUGCUGAAUUUGAUUUUAUUAAAUCUUAUUUUGAUUUUGAAUACUUGAUUACAUAAUAUGUAGAUACUCCUUAAGCUGAUCCAAAAUUUUAUUAAGAAGGAUACUCAACUGUUUUUCUGGUUAACAUAAUUUCUGUGAUUAUAGUUUUUAUUACCUAUAUUCUUACAUUUAUUUUAAUCAAAAUAGUUUUAUAUUUACUACAUAAAAUUACAAAAGAUUUUAGUGAAGAAAUUAUAUUAAUGGAAUCAGAAAAGAUAAAUAUUUUUACUUUUCUUUUUUAUAAAUUUACAAAUAACUGUUAGAAAUAUUUUAUGUAAAUUAUAAGUGAAUUUAAAAGUGCUUUAAUAAGAACUUUUAUGACAUCUGCAUAUGAUUUUAAUUUGGCUAUUUUUUUAUAAUUCAAGGACUUUAACUUUGAUAAUCCUAUUCUAAAAUUAAGUAGUAUAUGUGCAAUUAUUGUUUUUUUCUUAGAAAUCUAUUUUUUAUUUAAUUGUUUAUCAUUAAUGAGCAAGGAUGUUGCUACAUACAAGUUACAAGUAACAAAAUAAAAUUAUGGAUCACUUUAUGAAGGAUUAAAAUUAAAUAGAAAUCAUUUCAUUUACUAUUUCAAUUUAUUCAUAGUUAUAAAGAAGGGUUUAUUUAUGGCGUUGCUAGUAUUUCUAUACAAUACUCCUACUCUACAAAUAAGCCUUGUUUCAUUACUAAGUUUAUCAUAAGUUUUAUUUUUAUUUCUAAAUAAACCCUUAGAAGAUUAAAAUGAACAUGUCAAAUAAAUAAUUUGUGAAAUUAUUUUAUGGUUGUCAGAAAUUUUAAUUUUAGUCAUCAGUUAUAAUGAGUAGAGUUAAAAUUUGAAUUUUUCAUCAAUAAUAAAUAUUGGAUGGUCAAUAAUAGGAUUUUUGUCUUUAAUUAUUUUUGCAUAAUUAAUUAUUGAUUGUAAGUAACAUUUUAAAUUUCUUAAUUAAAAAUAUUAAUUGCUCAAACACUUUAAGAUAUGGUAUCAUUAAUAUUUUUAAAAUGAUGAUAGCCAAUCUUCUCUUAAUACAGAAUAUAGUUAAUUUUCAAUUAUAUUUCAAUAAAAGCCAAAAUAAUUACAAAGCAUCUAAAAAUCCAAAGCCUUAAAUUAUUUAGUAAAUCAACGUAGAAUUUUUUCUUUUAAAUUAAAUUGA
Messenger RNA from Paramecium sonneborni, 5095 nucleotides. The record is from the annotation of a GenBank genome assembly. Lineage: Eukaryota; Ciliophora; Oligohymenophorea; Peniculida; Parameciidae.